GGGGCCUUAAUCCAGUUGGUAGAGGGAUUGCCGCUAUUCCCCAGCAACCCUGCCCCAGAGAUGGCUGCAUCUCAGCACCGGACAAGCCAGCCCUGUGCUGUGUUAUGCGUAGCUGUUCCCUGGCUGCCCCUCAGAGCCAGGUGAGCCCUCCCCAUUCAGCGUUAUAUGCAGCUGUUCCCCGGCUGUCUCACCCCAGAGGUGGCUGCAUCUCAGAGCCAGGUGAGCCCUCCCCAUGCGGCGUUAUAUGCAGCUGUUCCCCAGCUGCCCCAAACCUUGUUUAAUGCUAGCUAAGGUCAGAUCAGUGCAAAGCACAAGGGGCAGGUCUCCUGGGUUCCCUGCCACCUUUUGCAGGGCGGGCCCUCCUUUCUCUGUGCUUCCCAACUUCAGAAAGGACAUAGGGCACUGUCCCGCCGCCCAGGGUUAAGGUGUCAAGUGACUGUGAGGUGCUCAGAUACUGUAGCAAUGGGGGACAGAGAAGUACCUAAAAUAUAGACACCCCCCCCAGCUCUAACCUAUUAGCCCCCACUCCCCUCCCGGAGCCAGGGAGAGAACCCAGGAGACCUCGCUCCCAGCGCUGGAGAUAGAGGGCAUCCAUUGGCUGUCUUGAUCGCCCGCCCCGUCCCAUCCCAUCCGGCUCCCGAUUGGCCGAGCCGAGCCGUCUCCCCUUCCCAUAGGAAGCGGCGCCGAUCCACCCCGCCCCAAAUUUAAAAGAGAUUAGCUCCCCCUCCCCCCAGGAGAGCCGGACCGCAGGACGGGCCGCGCGGGGACAGACGGAUUUGGAGGCAGAGGCUCGCUGCAAAGGCCCCGGCAAUGGCCACUUUCACCCGCCAGGAGUUCUACCAGCAGCUGCUGCAGGGCUGCAUGAUACCCACUGCCCAGCAGGGGCUGGAGCAGAUCUGGCUUCUGCUGCUCAUCUGCCUGGCAUGCCGGCUGCUCUGGAGGCUGCCUCUGCCUGGCUAUGCCAAGCACCUCAGCACGGUGGUGGGGGGGUUCUACGCCCUCCACCACUUCUUCCAGCUGCAGAUGGUCUGGGUGGUGCUGCUCAGCCUGCUGUGCUACCUGGUUCUCUUCCUGUGCCGGCACUCGGCCCACCGUGGGGUCUUCCUUUCCAUCACCAUCCUCAUCUACCUCCUCAUGGGGGAGAUGCACAUGGUGGAUACCGUGACCUGGCAUAAAAUGAGAGGGGCCCAGAUGAUUGUGGCGAUGAAGGCUGUGUCCCUGGGCUUCGACCUGGACCGAGGGGAGCUCCCGGCUGUCCCCUCCCCCGUGGAGUUCAUGGGCUACAUCUACUUUGUGGGCACGGCCAUCUUCGGGCCCUGGAGCCGCUUCCGCAGCUACCUCCAGGCAGUGGAGAGCCGGGCCCUGAGCCUCCCCUGGCUGCGAAAGGUGUCCCGGAGCCUCCUCCUCUCCAGCAUCUGCCUCCUCGUCUCCACCUGCAUCGCCCCCUACCUGUUCUCAUACUUCAUCCCGCUCUACGGCUACCGGCAGCUCAGGAAGAGGAAAAGCAAGGCCAGGUGGCUCCGGGCCUACGAAAGCGCCAUCUCCUUCCACUUCAGCAGCUACUUUGUGGGAUUCCUCUCCGAGGCCACGGCCACGCUGGCUGGGGCGGGAUUCACCGAGGAGAAGGACAACCUCAAAUGGGACCUGACAGUGUCCCGACCCUUGAAUGUUGAGCUGCCCCGAUCGAUGGUGGAAGUCGUCACCAGCUGGAACCUGCCCAUGUCCAGUUGGCUCAACUCCUAUGUCUUUAAGAACAGCCUGCAACUGGGGACUUUCUCCGCUGUCAUUGUCACGUACGCCGCCAGCGCCCUCCUACAUGGACUCAGCUUCCACCUGGCUGCUGUGCUGCUUUCUCUCGGAUUCAUCACCUACGUGGAGCAUGUCCUCCGGAAGCGCCUCUCUGUCAUCUUUGAUGCCUGUCUCCUCUCCAAGCGCUGCCCGCCCGGCUGUCCCCACCGCCAUAACACGAAUCUCUGGGUUCGGCUGCUGAACCUGCUUUUCGGCGCUCUGGCUGUCUUCCACCUCGCCUACUUGGGCUCACUCUUCGACAUGGACGCUGACGACACCGUAGAGGAGCAGGGUUACAGCAUGUCCUACACCAUCUAUAAGUGGUCGGAGCUGAGCUGGGCCAGCCACUGGGUUACCUUCGGCUGUUGGGUCUUCUAUCGCCUCAUUGGCUGAGCUGGACUGGGACACAGAGACACUGGGAUGUGGGGAGUGUCCUGGUGUGAUCUGACUGUACCUCUCCCAGGCCCUACUGAGACCAUCGGACACAUCCUCAAGAGCUGGUGGGCUUCAGUUGGGGUAUCUGGCAUCAGGCCAUGGGCAGGAGGAGAUGGGCAUCAGGGACUCAGUGGGGGGGGGGGCUAGUGGCCUCAUGGGGAAUCACAGUCUCUGUCCCCUGCUCACUGGCCAGCCAUUAACCUCUCCCUGUCUUGAAGUGAACUGGACGGCCAAGAACUGUAUGAUGGAUCCGGAUCCCACUUCUGCCACCAUUUUAUAGGUGCAGUGAGAGGGAACAGACACCAUAGAGAGUGACUUCUAUCUGUGCAUCUCCCCCACUGAAACAACAUGACCUGGUCCUCUCUAGGAACUGGAGGACCAAAAUUUCUAUGGUCAGUUUGGCUCCCACGCCUACCACCAUGUUGUAGGAGCAGAGUGAGAGAACAAACACCGUGGAGAAUGACCACACACACUCCAUUCACCGUGCCCUGGUCCUCUCUAGGAACUGGAGGAUCGAGAUCUCUGUGGUUGAUUCUGAUCCCACUCUGUUGUCGCAGCAGAGAGAAAAUGGACACUGCCACCCAAGGAAGGACACACCCAGGCCCCUGCCCAGCACUCCCCGUGCAGCGUCCCCUCUAGGACCUGCACGACCAAGAACUCUGUGAGUUUAUAGGGCCCAAGUUACAGCUGCUACCCCAUUCCCACCCCCAAAGCUGCCAGGGGUGGGGGACAGGAAAGUACUGUACUUAGCUUAGAAAAAGGGAUUUUUUUAAACAGAAAACUCCCGUGUAUCGUAUUUGUUACCUGUAAAAUAAAUAAUAAAAACACUGUAUACGCAGAACCAUACUGCCUCCUGCUGGCUGGAUUGCUUAAUGAGCCAUUCAUGCUUUAAUAAUAAUGCGUCGUUAAUCGAUGGUGGGGCUUCUCAUUUCAAACUCAAGCCUUUUGCACCCAUUCAUGCUUCAUUAUUAAUGACUUAAUGCAAAUUAUUAAUAUCACCAGGAUCAGGUUCCCUGUUGCAAUGAGGGCUGCCUGGCCCCCCCAUAUCUCCCCACCAGACUGAGAUUGGGGGUCUCCAUUGUGCCAGGUGCCAGAGAGACACCCCCCACGGAGAGCAGAGUCCCAUCAUGCCAGGUGCUAGAGUAACCCGCUCGACCUUGCUCCCCUCCCAGGGCUGGGGAUAGAACCCAGGAGUCGUGAGCUCUUCAUCCAGUGGUAGAGAGUUCCACAGGCCUCAGCCACCGAACCGUUCACCGCUGCCUAGCAAGUGGAGGAAGCCGGACUUGGACCCCAUUACCUGGCGCUCGCACCUGGGCUGGGUCAAUGAUUAAUUAAUAUGAUGACUUAACAAGGAAGGUUCCUUCCUUGGGGGGGGCAGAGGAAGCUGGAAACAGAGAAUCAAGGACGCCAGGCAGUGUCUGAAGAGCGGGGAGGGGAGGGCAGAAAUGGCACGACCCCAAAACUGCACCCACCACAGCGGCCAGUUCCCCCUGUCCUCAGAGAUCUUCCAAGGUGGGACCCAGGCAUCCGGGUGCCCCGAGGACCAGAGUGGAGGGCGGGGGAGCAUGCAGCCAGGGGGGAGGGAAUCAGGCCCGAAUGGAGGAGAACUCCCUGGGGGAGGGGUCAGCCCAGGGAGGGCACUUUGGGGGAGCAGGAGCACUGUGGGGCUCAGGCUCACCCCACCCCACUCUCUCUGCCUUCACCCCCCACCCCCCAGUGUUCCAAGCCCAGCUAUGGAUCUUCCUCAUUCCCACGGCCCUGGGCCUGGUGCAGCUGGGCCUGUUCCUGGAGCAGACGGGCUUCUUUCUACGCCGCCUGGGCACCUCCCGCAGAACCACCCUCUCCCUCUGGAUCCUGGGGGUCUACCCGGUAAGGCAGGAGAGAACCCAGGAGUCUGGGCUUCC
Molecule: messenger RNA, 4127 nt
Organism: Chelonoidis abingdonii (Abingdon island giant tortoise)
Lineage: Eukaryota; Metazoa; Chordata; Testudines; Testudinidae
Source: RefSeq, a predicted model, not a curated record